AUGUGGCCCUUCCUCGGCCACACUCUCUUCCCACCCCCGACCCAGGCCUGGCUGCAAAGGGCUUCCUCGGACCCUGGGGCCCAGGGCUGGGGGGCCUGGAGCAGGGCCGAGGAGCCCCCUCCGGAGCCGGGGGAUGGGGCCGGGAAGGAGGAGGCGCCGGCGGAGGACGACCCGGAAGACGCAGGCCUCCCCCUGCCUCCCUUGGAGGGGGAGGACCUGGCCGAGUACCCGGAACCUGACCAGGAGCUGGAGGCCAUCAAACUGCGGCUGUGGGCCAUGGAGCGCGCACAAGGACCGGAGCCGCCCGGGGCGCGGGCCCUGGCGGGGCACCAGGAGGGGGCCGGGGCCGCGCUGGCCAGCCAGCCGCUGAGCCCCGAGGCAGGUUGCACCUGCCCCGGGCUCCCUGUGGAGAAGGUGGAGUCAGACCACAGAUCCGUCUAUGUGGGGAAUGUGGACUACGGGGGCACGGCUGAGGAGCUGGAGGCCUACUUCAAUCCCUGCGGGGAGGUCCACCGAGUCACCAUCCUCUGCGACAAGCUCUCCGGACACCCCAAGGGCUACGCCUACGUAGAGUUCGCUGCCGAGGGCGCAGCCCAGGCUGCAGUGGAGCUCGACGAGAGCAUCUUCCGAGGCCGCGUCAUCAAGGUGCUGCCCAAAAGGACCAACUUGCCAGGGAUCAGCUCUACGAACCGCGGGGGCUUCCGAGGCCAGCCGGGCGCCAGAGGACCAUUCCCCCACAGCAGCCUCCAGGGCGGGGCCCGCUUCAGACCUCGGGGGCGGAACCGGGGCCGCGGAAGGUUCUCCCCUUGGUGUUCGCCGUAUUGA
Messenger RNA from Hyaena hyaena (striped hyena), 825 nucleotides. It is a transcript of the gene PABPN1L, whose product is annotated as PABPN1 like, cytoplasmic. The record is from RefSeq and is a predicted model, not a curated record. Lineage: Eukaryota; Metazoa; Chordata; Mammalia; Carnivora; Hyaenidae. Gene Ontology annotation, molecular function: RNA binding. The transcript is spliced from 7 exons. Bases 1 to 825 code for a protein of 274 amino acids.